Messenger RNA from Cylicocyclus nassatus, 1193 nucleotides. Lineage: Eukaryota; Metazoa; Nematoda; Chromadorea; Rhabditida; Strongylidae. The record is from the annotation of a GenBank genome assembly.
AGGACACACUAACCAUUGCAGCAUCGUAUACAGUUAUCUUCAGGACAAUGUCAAUUCGAUAAGAUUCCUGAAAAGAACGUUUUCCCGUUUCCAUGCAAGGGCAAAGCAGACUUACCGACUUCUUUACUUCACCGGCCAGGAGGAAAUCCAGUCCAGGAACACCAUUAUUUGACCUGAGCGCAGAAGAGCCAUCACCGAAGAGAAUAAAAACUCAAAGGAUAGCAAGAAAUGAUGACAUCCGUCAAACGAUUUUGGAUGCUGGGCAGAAGAAUAUCGGUGGCCACUACUGCAAACAGUGCGACAUGAUAUACUGUGUCGACAGUAUUUCCGAAGUUGCUAUGCACGAUAAGCACCACAGCCGAUUUUGCGACAUAACAAGAGUCAAAAUAUCUGCGUCACAGCUCAACAUCUGGUUAAGGAAAGAGUGCCACUACUCCACAGGUCAUGGAUAUGUGUUUCGCAUCGUACCCGAUUCUUCUACGUCUUUGAAGAGGAAGGCAGAGAACAUAAUUGAGGAAUUAGUAAAUCCAAGCGUUGGAUUCUCCACGGACCUUUCUAUCUGGGGAUGGGAUCAACGCAGAACAGUAUGGGUCUCAGUAACAACUGAGAACUGCAAUCGCUGCAUAGCUGGAAUCAUCGUAACCGAACCGCUAAAUUCUGCUCAAGAUUUGGCAUCCGGAAUGGAAGUACGUGACGAGAAUUCUAUCAUUGGUGUAAAUCGCAUUUGGACGCAUCCUUCAGCAAGAAGAAAAGGCAUUGCCACCGAGAUUCUUGACGUCAUAAGGAGAUGGUAUUUCACCGGAACACAUGUCCCUAGGAAUAGAGUUGCAUUCAGCGAUCCGUCCGAAGAUGGUCGGAAGUUUGCUGAAAAGUAUAUAGGGGGCCCGGAGAAACCGUCUUCCUUCUUGGUGUACGCUGUCACAAAAUGACCAUUUUAAAGUGAACAGUAAGGUGAAUUGAGCUGCCCUGCCGUUAUAGACCUAGAGCAUUACGCUUCCAUUCGACUUUCUUGUGAAUAUGCUGUACUAUAGAUUCGCAAUUUUGAUCCUUGUUCAUAAUCUUGUCAUAGUCAUUUGUCUUAUUUCUGGUCUUAUUGUUAGUAUUACAUCAUAUUGAUACACAGUACCACAUAUAUCGCUCUCAAGCAUACAUAAAUUGCUGUAUAAUCAUCAUGAGAUGUUGCCCUUUCGUGU